Molecule: messenger RNA, 1247 nt
Organism: Rubroshorea leprosula
Lineage: Eukaryota; Viridiplantae; Streptophyta; Magnoliopsida; Malvales; Dipterocarpaceae
Source: the annotation of a GenBank genome assembly
CUCCUAAUUUUAGUCACACUUUCCAUUCAUUAACCCAGAGAAUCCUUAUCAAUUUUGGAAACACAGUUACACAAAAAGAUCCCCCUCCUUUCUCUCUAUAUACUCCAAAACCUCCAUUGCCAUCCUCUUCAAAGGAGAGAAAACACACACACACAAAAAUGGGUAGAGGCAAAAUUGAGAUCAAGAGGAUAGACAACUUGAACAGCCGCCAAGUCACGUUUUCAAAGAGGCGAAAUGGGUUGCUGAAGAAGGCGAGGGAGUUGUCGAUUUUGUGCGAUGCAGAGGUCGCCGUCAUCAUCUUCUCCAGUACCGGGAAAGUUUAUCAAUGGUCCAACACCAGCAUGGAACAUACCCUUUUAAGAUACAACAAAGGCACAGAAUUAAGUUGUCAAGAACAUGGUCCUAAUGAGCAAGAGGCAGAGAAGUUGCAACAACCUGAUCUGAAUGACAUGAAAACUGAAUUUGCAAGGCUGCGCAGAGCAUACCUACAAUUGAAUGGCAAGGAGCUGGAUAAUCUGAGCUAUAAAGAACUUCAACAACUGGAGAAUCAGUUAAAUGAAGGGAUAAUAUCAGUUAAGGGGAAAAAGGAGCAAGUUCUACUUGAGCAGCUUAAAAGAUCAAGAUUACAGGAGCAGAAGGCCAUGCUAGAGAAGGAGACUCUCCAGAAACAGGUUGAGGAGCUCCAACAACGAAAAUCAAGCUCAUCUUUCCUCGAAUUCAAUCCUCUGGACAGAAGAUUUUCCCUCACAACUUCAAAGGUUGAACAAGAUUGUGCAUCAGAGAAUGACAACAACAACAACAACAACAACAAUGACCAUUCAGACACUUCCUUACACUUGGGGCUGUCAUCGGAUGCUAGCCGAAAGAGGAAAGCAGCAGCAAAGAUUGAAUCCAUCUGCAAUGAUUCAGAGAGUCAAGUGGCCUCAGGGUAAAUUUGUGCUAAUUUGCAGUUAUCUAUAUUAUUAUCCUAGGGAUAAUAUUAAACAACUUUUAUUAUUAGUUUUAAUAUUAGUCUUCAAGAAGUUAAAUGUUUAGUUAUAUAUCUCCAUUAGAAAAACAGAUGUAAAUAUUUGUUCUGAUCUUGAUGUUACUACCUCCAGCUGGAAAUUGUUAAGCCAAUCAGCAGAGUCUACAAACUGCUUUUCUUAAGUAGAUUUAGGUGGUGUCUUUUUUAUUUCAUUUGAUUAAUAUAUGUUUAUUUUCUCAAAAAUAUUGUUAUUUAUGUUGUAAACGAAGUUAUUUUUGUU